This is a messenger RNA of Danaus chrysippus (African queen), 414 nucleotides long. NCBI's taxonomy places the organism in Eukaryota, Metazoa, Arthropoda, Insecta, Lepidoptera, Nymphalidae. The record is from the annotation of a GenBank genome assembly.
AUGUUUUUAAAGACUUGGCGGUCUAUACGGCCGGGAUACGUUUACUAUUGUAAAUACAUGUCAUCACAAAGUAGCAAUGCCUCUCAAAACGCUAUUGCUCUAAGUGAAACCUGUGUACAGAAAUUAAAGCAGCUAUGUGAAGGAAAUCAAUUCUUGAGGCUCUGCGUAGAAAGCGGUGGAUGUUCGGGAUUUCAAUACAAAUUCGACUUAGAUGAUAAGAUUACGGAGGACGAUAAAAUCUUUGAAAAGGAAGGAGUGAAGGUAGUUGUUGACGAGACUUCUUUAGAAUAUAUAAAGGGAUCUACUAUUGACUAUCACACUGAACUCAUACGAUCUGCUUUUAGAGUUGUACAAAAUCCUAAUGCUGACAUCGGCUGUUCCUGUGGUGCAAGUUUUUCUAUAAAAAUAGAUUAG